AUGUUUAUCCUCUUCACCGUGGAAAGUAAGUUCCGGAAAAUGCAACGAGUGACAGCUUCGAUUCUACGAUUCAUCAACCACAUUCGUCCAAAUGGACAGAGGCAACAUCGAUACGGUCCGUUAUUAAUCGAAGAACUUGCACAAGCUACUCUGGCGCUUGCAAGCUUUGUCCAGAAAGAAGCUUUCCCAGUGAAUUUCCACCAUUUGUCCGUUGGUCAAGAACUGCAUCGGAAAAGUAAACUGAUUCCAUUCAAAGUUUUCCUCGACACUUCGAGGUUCACGGUACCUAGAAUUGGCGGAAGGAUCUGUCAAGCUGCACUGCCCGUUUGUCAGAAGCAUCCAAUCGUACUUACAUCGGAUCAUCCAUUUACGCAUGCGUUGAUUCGUUCAUAUCAUGAGGACCGAUAUGAACUGAUGCACGCUCCACCACAAAUGUUUUUAAGUGCCCUCCGACGACGAUUCUGGGUAUUGAACGGACGCAGUGUCGUUCGCAAAAUCAUCCGUAGAUGUGUUAUUUGCUUCCGGGCGAAGUCGGUAUUGAUGCAACAAAAGAUGGACGGUCUUCCGAGAUCUCGUUUGGAAGGAGUUUAUCCCUUCCUUAACACGGGUGUGGACUUUUGCGGCCCAAUGUACAUCCGCCAGCAUAGCAAGCGAUCAUUUUUGCACCAUAAACAAGGAGCUAUUCCAAUCCCAAAAGAUGAAGCACGACGGGAUGAUUGGUGCGAAAAAUCAGCCAUUGAGUGGCAUCUCAUUCCUCCACGCUCUCCACAUUUCGGUGGCUUGUGGGAGGCUGGAGUCCGCUCAACUAAGUACCAUCUGAAGCGCAUUACUGGAACGGCGAACAUGAACUUGGAGCAAUACACCACUGUACUUACUCGCAUUGAAGCCAUUCUCAACUCGAGACCAACCUAUAUCUGA
Messenger RNA from Toxorhynchites rutilus septentrionalis, 918 nucleotides. RefSeq lists its product as uncharacterized. The transcript has 2 exons. NCBI's taxonomy places the organism in Eukaryota, Metazoa, Arthropoda, Insecta, Diptera, Culicidae. The record is from RefSeq and is a predicted model, not a curated record. Gene Ontology annotation, molecular function: nucleic acid binding. The coding region runs from base 1 to 918 and encodes 305 amino acids.